Messenger RNA from Annulohypoxylon truncatum, 2255 nucleotides. RefSeq names its product phosphoglycerate mutase-like protein. The transcript has 2 exons. Gene Ontology annotation, molecular function: acid phosphatase activity. The record is from RefSeq and is a predicted model, not a curated record. The coding region runs from base 260 to 1699 and encodes 479 amino acids. NCBI's taxonomy places the organism in Eukaryota, Fungi, Ascomycota, Sordariomycetes, Xylariales, Hypoxylaceae.
CAAUCGCGCGCUUGAAGACUCCAACUUCUAUCGUCGUAUCUAUCAUACGCCAAGGUAGGCUAUGAAUUAUGACAUCAAUCAUCUGAACCUCAUAAAUAUGUGUUUCUUCUACGGUACUAUUGCAGCAUUUUAGUUUACGAUAAGCGUCGAGCCUGUUUUGAUUGUUAUUGGAGCCUCUACAGACCAUUUAAAGCCUUACAGAGAACAAGCCGCUCGUGCCAACACCCCCACUUCAACAUUUUCAGACAGCACAUUCGACAUGGAGGAUGAUAAGCAGGACUUUCAUUCAUACGAAGAGAUUCAUAACAGGACCUACCGGCAGCCCAAUGCGCGUAGACGAUGUCGCCUUGCGUUAGUCCUGGGCCUAGUCUCAGGGGCAAUGCUGCUACUGCGUUUCUGUGGACCCAAAUUCACCACGCUCCUUGAUUUAAUAUGGUCACCCACAGUGAACGAGAAUAACUUCGAUUUAUAUAAGCACUUAGGGCAUCGAUCACCCUAUUUCGUUCCUUCAAACACCCCGGAAACGCUGCUCUCAGGCACACCCCCUGGCUGCACCGUAUCCAAGGCGUUCCUCGUUCACAGACACGGCAGUCGGCAUCCUCACGCUGAAGAGCUUCUUGUUAUUCAGAACCUAUCAUAUUACAUCAACAAUAACAGCGCUCUAUUCUCGGACCCCCAGUCUCAGCUUCCAGAUGCCUGGUCUUUUCUAGCAGAUGGAUGGAACAGCACUUUGGGCACAGAUGACCUCACAGCCUCCGGUCGAAAGCAAUUAUUCGAUCAUGGUGUCGCUCUAAGAUUACACUAUCCGGACUUAUAUACCGAGACCGAAGUGCUAGCAGGUGAUGAGGACCGAGUUGUGGAGUCGGCUAGAUGGUUCAUGGAUGGCUAUUACGGUCGUGGCUCAAAUACCACCGCCUCCCUGAGUAUUGUUGGCGAGAACGACGAUACGAUCAGCUGGAUCACGCCUCACUAUACCUGCGAAAAGUGGGAUGAAAGGUCUGGCGAAGACAAGUUGUCUACGUGGCGUUCCAUUUACUUACCGCCCAUUGCCAGGCGUGUCAACGAUACGCUUGCUGCGGCCUAUCCAGGUGUCCAAUUUACCGAAGAACAUAUUCACGGGAUGCUAUAUGCUUGCGCGUACGAAACAGCUGUCUACGGUAUUGGCUCGUCUCCGUGGUGUAACGUCUUCCUGCCUGAAGAAAUAUUGGAUAGCGAGUACGAAUCCGACCUCCAGAUGCGCGGAUUUGCCGGCUACGGAUUACCUGGCGAGAUGGGCAGUGUUCUUGGCAGUCUAUUAGUCAGCAACGUGACGAAUUUCCUGCAGAAGGACGAAGGUCCAAAACUUUCGUUGGGAUUCGGUCAUGACAAGACUAUCGCAUUGGGGCUGACGGCAUUGGGGCUUGCGUUUGAUAAAUCAUACCCGUCCACGGGUCCAGCUGAUCCGAAUAGAGGCUGGCAGUCAGCGAAACUAAUGCCCUUUGCUGCAUCGAUGUUUUGGAAACGGUUGGACUGUGGUAGUGAAAGAAGGAUUCAAUUAAUAAUGGAUGGCGCGAAUUUUGGUUUAGGAGAGACUGGUUGCAAGAUUGACAAGUAUGGAUCGUGCGACUUUGAUGACUUCGUGAGCACGGCUGCAGUACGAGCCGCCCUUAAAGUUACCCAUGGCAACAAGAGGUGGAAAAGCGCUUGUCGCUGUAUUUGAAUAUUCUCUAGGUACGCUAGGGAACGAUGAUAGAAGAAAGUAGAUACCUAGGUGGGGCCAAUGAGUGCACGAUCAGCCAACUUCUUAGCAGUUAACCUCCUAGUUAGGGAGCUGGAUAUAUCUUUUAAUAACUAUAAGCUAUCCACGGCAAGUUGUAACAAAGAAAUAUCCAUUAGAUAUUAAAUCAUGGCAAUGAAAUUUUUUUUAGAACUUCGAGGCAGUAAUAUUUGGAAGCGCCCAGUUAGCAAUAAGGGGGAUCUACUACCUAUCUAGGUACCAAAUAGGAAAUCUACAUCUAUCUGACAACUCAGGCAGAAAAGGAUGCCAAGGCUUUAUAACAACUAGAUUUCCCUGUUUGAUCAUGAACCAAUUCAUAAGUUCAACGACUGCUUAUAAAGGAGGUACCCAUCGUAGGUACCUAGGUACCUACGUGUGUACUAGGUAAGUUUCAUCUUCCGGUUGACAACUUUAGGUAGAUACAUAUUGUAUACCCCUUGAUAAUGUACCUAGCAUUGAUGGACUUUGAGUUCACAGUAGCAUCCAUGGGUGAUUUCUU